AUCCCAGAUUGCAAUAAAAACCAGAAAAAGAAAUAAAUUUUAAAAAAAGGAAGCUGGAGAGAUUGCAUUUGCAGUCUCUCUGUCUCCCUUUUUGGAUCUCUCAAUUGUUAUAAUAUAGUUGUGUAUAUAUAUAUAUAUAUAUAUAUAUAUACAUGCAUCUAAGUCAAUCAAUCACGUAUAGGCUAUGCAUCAACCCUUUUUCUUCUGCAAAUUUCUGAUUCUUAGGAACAUUACUGCUUCCACAUCUUCGGCCUGAUAGGUCACGAUUUCUACCCCCCUCCCGGAAGGAACACCUCUUAAAUUUUUCCGGGAAAGACUAUGAGCAGAGUCCGCGCACAUUCGUCGCCUGAUUUAAUCCCAUCUAGUUCUUCUCCUUCUGAAGAUGAAGCGGGGCAUUCCGAGGAUCUCUCCUUGGAAGGUGUGGCUGCGAAUGUUAUGUUGAUAGUGAAACUAAUCCAUGAUCACACUGGGGCAUGCACGAAAGAGAACGAUGACCGGAAGGCCCAGAGAGUGGCCGGCAUGACUGCGAUUCUUGACGAUGCCAAGGCUCGUAUCCAGAAAUCCCUGUCAUCCACUGGCCAGAAGAGGGAGGCAGAGCUCCGGAGGUGUAUGACGGAUCUCCGACCCAGGAACAAUUUCCCUAGGGACCGUAAGAAGUCCCCUGAGCCUGUCCCGAUGGACGAGAAAGAACAGAUGAGGAAGCAGCUUAGCGCGAGCCUAGCUGCUCGAAAGAGCCUCGAGAUGAUGUGCUCGAGCCUGGGGAAGGAGAAGGAGAUCAUGGCUACCGUGCUGUCAAGGAAGGUGCACGAACUGAACGAGAUGGAGGAGAUGGUGAGUGAUUACAAGGCGCAGAAUGAGAUGUUGGUCUCUAAAUUGCAGAAGGAGAGGAAGCUAUCGAAUGGCGGGGACGGGCAAGGGAAUGCUAAUGCAGUUCUUCAGGAGAGGAAUAGGGAGCUCUCGGAGCAGCUCCUGAAGUCCCUCGAUGGGUACAAGUCCCUGAAGAAGAAGCUAAAGGAAGUGCAGGAGGAGAAGAUGAGGCUGAGGUCUUCCCUUGAGGAGAUAGGGGAAGAGAUCUCGGUCGGUCUUGAUCAGGUCAAGGGGCUCAAGGAGAAAAUUAGAACUGCUGAUGGAAGCCCUGAGGAAGCCGGUUCGAGGAUCAGAGUGGAAGAAGGGGAGAUUGAUGCCUUAGAGAAGAUGCUGAAGGGCUUCAAGCUCAAGGUCUCAGAGUGCGCGCAGAGGAGUAUCUAGCAUCUUUAUUGACGGAUCCAAACUCGGGGGGGGGGGGGGGGGGGGGGGCAGAAAUUCCAGCCUUGUGCAUUACGUGCACUCUACGUUAACCCAGAUCAGGGGGCAGCUAAUUGCUAACAGGGUGAUUUCUGGUCCUGCUUAAGCGGGCAGGUUCCAGCCCGAACAGACUGCUGGUACAGUACCAGACGUGCUCGUAGGUCUAUGAUCCUGGAGUGUUGUGUCGUGCCUUGGUCUUAUUGGGAAUAAUUUGGAAACAAUGCUAGACACGCCGUUCAAUUGGCUGUUGUGGUACUAGAGAUGCUGCAGAGGAUUUGUGUUUCCUUGCCGUGGUUUCUUAUUUGCAAGGGAAGGGAAUGUUCAGCACAUUACAACAUAGUGAAUGAAUGCGGCGUUUCUUUUAGACCUUCAGAAAAUUUGACAGGAAAUUUAAGCCUUUCUGCCGUGUCUUGGCUAAGUCGGCGGCUUGUGAUAAGUGCGCAGAACCUAUAAUCAUCUCUUCUCUCUGUAUUUAUGUUUUUGUUAUGGAGCUGAAGUUGUUCAGAACCAAAAUGCUGAUGUACGCUGCCGGAGAUCUCCCUCGGCUACCUGUUAGGAUCUUAUAAGGUCAAACCACAGCGUCGUCGAUUGGCCUAGGCAAGGUCAUCGUUUGGUUCUCACAAAUCACAAAACCUUUUUCGGUUCCAAACCGGCUCAAGUCAAAUUGGCAUCGGGUGAUCGUUGUACCUUGUCCAGUCCACGUCACCCUGGACUGUGGCCAUAUCCACUUCUUUUUUCGCUAAGAUUACGAUUCGGUUUCUAUUA
Punica granatum (pomegranate) is the source of this 2049-nucleotide messenger RNA. The record is from RefSeq and is a predicted model, not a curated record. NCBI's taxonomy places the organism in Eukaryota, Viridiplantae, Streptophyta, Magnoliopsida, Myrtales, Lythraceae.